AUGAGCAAGAGAACCUCCGCGGGUGACCUCCACACGACGACGGCCGGCGUCGCGCGCCUGGCCCUCGACGACCGCCAUGCCCCGACGCCCCAGGCGACGACGCUCGACCGCCAUGCGACGACGCUCGAUGCGACGAUGGGGGGCAUCGCGCGACUUGGCCUGGGAGACGAGGAAGAAGCGCGUCCCGCGCCUGCGCUUGAAGCACCGCGAGCGAAGAGAGCCAAGUCCGAGCAUGUGUCCUCGAUCAACGCAGCGCCGACCCAGUACCCCUCGUCCGAGCCUCCAACGCGACGCCUCGUGACGUUUCUGCACGCAUCGCCGUUCAUGCUGGCAGGACCCGACGGUGCAGUGACCAAGUGCAACCGCAUCGACGUUGCUGCCAAGUACGCGGCAGUCGUCAGCAAGCCCCUGAAUGGAUAUCAAGCCACGGAGCACCUUGUGGCCGUGCGCUCGGAUGCGUACAAGGAGCGCCAACUCCUGGCCUACAGCGCUGCCCGCGCGUUGGAGCUCGGCCGGGCUUUUGUCCGCGGCGUCAAGUGCAUUCACAUCAAGCACAUCACGGAAUCUUGCGCCGACACUGUCCUCGAUGCGCUCGAGCUCCAAGUGGAUGCUUGGCUCGCGGCGACCGCCGAACCGCACAACGCCGCGACCCACAUCGUGCUCGAUGGCGUCGACGCGCUUGUGUCGUCGCGUGCUUUUGUUACCUGGCUCGACAAGACGGGCACGGACGAGGAGCAUGUGCACUUUCUUCUCACAUCGCGCGCCGUUUCGCCGCACAUCCGCAAGGUCAAGGACCUGCACCGCGUCCACCAGAUCGAAAUUGCUUGCCACACGACGCUGGCACCAAGCACAUACCGCUACCGCUACCCCAUUAAGACCCGGACGGCAUUUUGA
Molecule: messenger RNA, 894 nt
Organism: Saprolegnia diclina VS20
Lineage: Eukaryota; Oomycota; Saprolegniomycetes; Saprolegniales; Saprolegniaceae
Exons: 9
Coding region: 1-894 (297 amino acids)
Source: RefSeq, a predicted model, not a curated record